This is a messenger RNA of Ictalurus furcatus (blue catfish), 1603 nucleotides long. It is a transcript of the gene mid1ip1a, whose product is annotated as MID1 interacting protein 1a. NCBI's taxonomy places the organism in Eukaryota, Metazoa, Chordata, Actinopteri, Siluriformes, Ictaluridae. The record is from RefSeq and is a predicted model, not a curated record. Bases 634 to 1065 code for a protein of 143 amino acids. Gene Ontology annotation, cellular component: cytosol. The transcript has a single exon. Gene Ontology annotation, biological process: regulation of lipid biosynthetic process.
GGAAUUGAUUGUGAGUGUGUGUGUGUGGUUGUCUGAGAUUGAGAAAUAGAAAACAUAUUAGAGGGAGGGAUGGGCACACCAAAUUGUUGAGGCCCCCCUGGCGCCCCCUGGCGGCCCCCACUUUGAAAACCACUGCCCUAGAUAAUGAGCAACAGCCUGUAGUAAAUAAUCUGUUGUUGUAGAGAAAAACGUGGAGUUAUUUUUAUUUUUAUUUUAUUUUAUUUUUUUUUUAAAUAAUGCCAGGUUUAACAGUUAGGAUACUAAUAUUAGGAUGUAGACGUCAAAGUCAGUGUGAUAUGCCAUGCAUUAAAAGGGCUAAUGGUGCAUCUGAAAGUAAUUACAAAACACACUCCACCAUGACUUAUAAACCAGUUUCAGUCAAUCUUGUGUAUACUGGUGUGGAUGUGUAGAUUAGAUGGAGUUUCUCAUGCAGCGGGAAUCCGGUUCUCUGUACCCGGAUUAACAGGUUUGUGAGGUCACACCCUGUCCUCCCAAAAGGGAUAAAAAAUCAUGAUCAGAGGUGGAGCAAACCAGUCCGAGAAAACCAAGCUCAAGGAAGAGAAACUUUAAUUCAAUGCGUUUGUUCAUUUAUUUAUUUAUUUAACUUUUGCAUUAUCCAAAAGAGAAAAGAAAAUGAUGCGCAUGCCCGAGCUCCAGUGCCAGAAGAACUCUCUGUUCACGGCCAUGAACCGCUUCAUCGGCGCCGUCAAUAACAUGGACGAGACGGUGAUGGUGCCGAGUUUGCUGCGUGACGUGCCGCCGGCGAGCGCCGGAGAUGCUGGAGAAUACCUGCGCGCCGCCGAGGCCGACAUGUACACCUACUACACCCAGCUGAAAUCCAUCCGCAACGAGAUCGAGUGGGGAGCCGUGCUGCGAGGCGAGGAGCCGCAGAGACCCGCCGAGAAAGCAGCCGAGCCCGGGAUGAGCGAGCAAGCGGAGCUGGAGAACCUGCUGCGUUUCCAUCUGAAGGGCCUGUACGGUGUCCUGACCAAACUCACCAGCCACGCCAACGAGCUCACCGACCGCUACAAGCAGGAGAUCGGUAUAUCUGGAUGGGGACAGUGAGACAGAAAGACGGACCAAGACUCGAACCGUCCUGAGGAGAGAACUCUUCUGGAUUGAAAGUAUUUCCUUUUGGGACUAACAUUAUUUUCGGUAUUGACCAAAACUGACGCCAAGUGUCAAGCCACCUAUUUGCACAAGUUUGUCCUAUAAGAUAUACUAUGUAUUUGGGAACUAAAUGUUGCAUUAUAUGUGUUACUAUAAUGUAGAGAGUGGGCAGAGGACUAAUAUGGUCUUAUGAAUGCAAUCCCUCUCUAACAUCACCUCUUCAGCUGUACUGAACAGCUGAAUGUAUUUAUUGUUGUUUGUUUGUUUGUUUGUUUGUUUGUUUUGUUUUUAGUUUCACUGAAAGGAAAAUGAUCUGAAACUAUACCUGUCCAUCAAUGAUGUGGAAUGCUCUGAAAUAGUACAAGUCAUGAAGAGCUCCUUGAGAUGUUUGUUGUCGCUGUGCUAUUGUUGUCCGAAACAUUUUGUUCAUUGUUAAACUUUUAUAUAUAUUGGAGAUUAUUUAUAGUAAAAUAAACCCGAUGUGUUCAGUGUA